This is a messenger RNA of Kalmanozyma brasiliensis GHG001, 1878 nucleotides long. RefSeq names its product CRAL-TRIO domain protein. The coding region runs from base 1 to 1878 and encodes 625 amino acids. The transcript is spliced from 2 exons. The record is from RefSeq and is a predicted model, not a curated record. Lineage: Eukaryota; Fungi; Basidiomycota; Ustilaginomycetes; Ustilaginales.
AUGGUGACCGAAAUCGGCCAGAAGGACGUUGAGAUCCAGCCCGGCUAUGUCGGCAACCUCACCGAGGAGCAGGAGGGCAAGCUCCAGGAGCUAUGGCUGAAGUUCUUCGAAACCUGCGGAAACGCCGAAGACGAUGAUGGCGAAGGCAAAAAGGGCGGCGGUGGCGGCGGCGAUCUCGGCGGCUGGGACGAGAAGCAGGAUGGUCCCAAGGGCGCCGGCAUCCCCAAGGACGACAAGGCCAAGGAGGAGCAGAAGGCCAAAGAGGAGAUGGCCGCGCUCGACGACCUCCUCAAGACCUACGGCGGCUCUGCGCUGCGCACCACCUUCUGGAAGUUUGUCAAGAUGGACAACCCGGACACGGACGUCUUGCGUUUCCUGCGUGCGCGAAAGUGGGACGUCUCGCGUGCUUUCGCCAUGAUGGCCGGCUGCAUGAAGUGGCGUCUCGACAACAACGUCGAGGAGCUCGCCGAGAACGGUGACUUGGGCAAUGCCCAGAUCGAAAAGUUCCUCGACCAGCAGCGCUCGGGCAAGACCUACGCCAUGGGCACCACCGACGACGAGCAGCCCAUCGCCUACAUCCACGUGGCCAAGCACAUGACCUACGGCCAGCCCGGCGCGUCCAUGUCCAAGUACGUUAUCUACGCCAUGGAAUCGUUCCGCCUGCUCAUGCAGCCGCCCAACGACAAGGUGGUGCUCCUUUUCGACAUGACCGGCUUCGGUCUCAAGAACAUGGACUGGAACUGCAUUCUUUUCAUUGUCAAGUGUCUCGAGGCCUACUACCCUGAAUCGCUGGCCAUCCUCUACAUUCACAAUGCUCCCUGGGUCUUCUCCGGUAUCUGGAAGCUGCUCGGACCCAUGCUCGACCCCGUGGUGCGAUCCAAGGUUAAGUUCACCAAGAAGCCCGACGACCUCGACAACGUGCCCAAGGAGCGCCUCAUGUCCAACAUGGGCGGCAACAACGUCAACGAGUUCGAGUUCAUCGAGCCCGAAGAGGGCGAGAACGACCAGACCAAGGACGAGGAGGGAAAGAAGAAGACGUGGGACAAGUACAUGAAGGUGGCCAAGGAGUACGAGCAGGUGACGCGCAAGUGGUGCGAGACCAAGGGCAAGGAUGAGGAGGUCGUCAAGAAACGCGAGCUGCUCGUCAAGAAGCUGCGUGUCGCCCAGUUCGAGCACGAGCCCUACUUCCGCGGCAAGACGGUCUACCACCGAAACGGCACCCUCGACGGACAAGGUGUCGUCACCUGGGAGUACAAGCAGAAGGACGGCGAGGUGAUCCGCCACGUUGUCGGUCGCAAGGCCUGCGUCAAGACACUCAAGAAGGAGAUCAAGGCGAUCGAGAAGGGCGACAACCCCAAGGAUGUCGAGAAGCGCAUUGGAGAGGAAGCCGAGCAGAAUGGUGUCGAUGGCGGAGAGGGAGAAGAGGGAGAAGAGGGCGAGGAAGGCGGAGAGGGGGAGGAGGCGGCGGCUGGCGCAGCCGCUGGUGGUGCUGCCGCCGGCGCUGGUGCUGGAGCUGCUGCUUCGUCUCGCCGCCGCAAGAGCAGCAAGGACAAAGACAGCAGCAAGGACGUCUUCCACGAAGCGCCCGUGGCCUCCAAAGCGGAUACCCGCAAGGCCGUCGAUGUCAACACCGACAAGGUCAUCUCGUCCGACGAGAAGGCUGCUAGGAAGGCAGCUCGCGCCAGCCGUUCCGGCAGCAACGGCUCCGCUGACGGCAACGCAAUCGGUCACGCCAACGGCAACGGUGCUGCAAAGAAAGGCCCUACCGACUACAAGAACGACGACAGCACCGAUUCCGCCGGGCUCAAGAAGAAGGGCAGCAUCAAGGUCAAGUCGGGCUUUGCCAAGCUCAAGUCGGUCGUUUCUAGCAAGGGUUGA